UUUAACUUAUUUUUUUUAAUUGUUAUAAUUUUUUAGCCUAUUUAUAAUUAUUUAAUAUUAUUUUUAUUAUUUCACCGGUGAGCCGAUGGUUGGGCCAGUCAGACCUGGUCUCUUUGCCAGGUUGAUGUUCAGACCGGUUUUUAAAACUAUGAUCUAUACACUGUCUCACUCUAGGGUUCUCAAAACUGAACUCAGUCAUGUGAAGAAGAGAUGGUGAGUGAAAUUCAGAACUCCGAACUGGUGGAUCCGCUUCAUGGUCACUCUGGUCUCUCUCUGUUCCCUCGUACAAUUAGGGCUUCCACAGAUCCCUCAAACCCUAGGGACCCCGACGACCUACAAUCAAUUCACGAUUUCAUGAAAUCAAUGGGGUUAAGAAAUCCUCAAAAGCUUUUAGAGAAGGCAAAGGCAGUCAUCAGUGGUGGUUCAGAAGUUUUGAACUCCAGCUUUGUAGCAGUUAUGGACAAUAAUGGCACUUUUGCAGCCAAGGGCAAGGAAAACCCUCAAGAACGAAGGCCUGGGUCGGGCCGAAAGAGGGCUCGGUUUUCUUUGAAGCCUGGUACAAGUAAGCCUAUCAUGAGUUUGGAAGCAUCUUUGGAGAUUGAUCAUCUCCAAAACCCGGAGGAAUUUUUAUCUGCUUACGAAAAGCUUGAAAAUGCCAGAAAAGAAAUACAAAGACAGACGGGUGGCAAUACGACUUAUCUAAAUGAGUACAAUUCAUCCAUGAAUGCGCGACGUCGUCGACCAGGAAUGUUGGGGAAGUCAGUUAGUUAUAAGCACUGCUAUUCAUCUGUUCUGUCUGAAAAUAACAACACUUUUACAUCCUGUCAAGACAUAUUGGAACAAGAAGUUCUCAGUCCACCUAAUCCUGAUUUACGAGAAGAGACAGCUGAUAUGGAUGUUGAAACCCAGGAAAUAGAAUUAGCAGGAUCAAUAGCUAAGACCGAGAGCCGAGUGAACGAGCUUUUGCAUGAAUUAUUAUCCAGUAAUAAUGAAGAUUUAGAGGGGAAUAGGGCUUUUUCUCUUUUGCUGGAGCGGUUGCAGAUCAAACCUCUUGAUCUAGGAAAAUUAUGCCUCCCUGACUUUUCUGAUACUGGAAAGACUGAUUUUGCAGCUUUUCAAGAGAAGUUGCCAAGACGCCACAACUCUUUGUCGGAUGUGCAUAAUUUGGUGAAAGGUAUACGGGAAAAAACACCUGCAAAACAUAAACAAGUAGCAGAAAGCUCCAUGCAUUCUCUAGAAUCACCCGCCCCACCAAGAAGUCCAUUUGCUUCAAUACUUUUGUUGAAAAAACAGAUUUCGCAGUUAAAUCCAUUGCGCGAUCCAUUCUCACCUCUUAAUGUGGAUCUAUCAGCCAUCAGAUAUCAUUCUUCUGUAGAACACAUUGAAAAGCAAUCUGAACAGAUUGUUAUUCGGGAGAAAUCUCGCACUUCUAGCAAGUUGAAGUCACUAGAAGGAGAUGAAACUACAAAAACUAUGGUUGCUAAUACAGGCUUACAAAAGGUGAUAACAGGAGGAUCAAUAGCUAAGACCGAGAGCCGAGUGAACGAGCUUUUGCAUGAAUUAUUAUCCAGUAAUAAUGAAGAUUUAGAGGGGAAUAGGGCUUUUUCUCUUUUGCUGGAGCGGUUGCAGAUCAAACCUCUUGAUCUAGGAAAAUUAUGCCUCCCUGACUUUUCUGAUACUGGAAAGACUGAUUUUGCAGCUUUUCAAGAGAAGUUGCCAAGACGCCACAACUCUUUGUCGGAUGUGCAUAAUUUGGUGAAAGGUAUACGGGAAAAAACACCUGCAAAACAUAAACAAGUAGCAGAAAGCUCCAUGCAUUCUCUAGAAUCACCCGCCCCACCAAGAAGUCCAUUUGCUUCAAUACUUUUGUUGAAAAAACAGAUUUCGCAGUUAAAUCCAUUGCGCGAUCCAUUCUCACCUCUUAAUGUGGAUCUAUCAGCCAUCAGAUAUCAUUCUUCUGUAGAACACAUUGAAAAGCAAUCUGAACAGAUUGUUAUUCGGGAGAAAUCUCGCACUUCUAGCAAGUUGAAGUCACUAGAAGGAGAUGAAACUACAAAAACUAUGGUUGCUAAUACAGGCUUACAAAAGGUGAUAACAGGAGGUUCAGUUCAUCUACCUGACGAAUCUUUGAAUGACACCUCGAGCAGACAAUGUGGUGGUAUUUCUUUCAGUCCAAUUGGAUCUCAUGGUGACUUGGAGGAUCGUGGUGGGUGCCAAAAUAUGGGUGAUUGGACUAUGGAUACAAGUGCAAGUAGGCCUAAUACUGACACUGAUGUUCUGCUAAAUGGGCCCAAUGACAUGGAGGAGAAUAAUGCUGUAUUUGUUGAGACAAAAAUGCAGAUCGAAGAUGUGUUUCAGCAAGCAGUGUCCACUCAAGCAGUGUCCACUGUACAACAACCUAUGAUCGAUGAGGGCUCUACUAAGUCAGAUACAGAUACGCGGGCUUAUGGAUCCAUUGAAAUGGAGGACAAUGUUGAAGAUAUUCUGCAGAAAGCAACAUCUUCUGCACAACCAGAUGUCAUUCUGGAGGAUUCUGCCGUCGAAAACUUGAACAGCAGUCAGAGUCAGUUUGAAAAAUCAACUCCUGCUGCAGUUGGAGACCAUGACAUGAAUGUACCCUCUACGACCUCAGAAGUUGGUCAAGAAGAAUACAUUGAGGUAUCCUACUAUCGUGAUCAUUUUCUCUUGGCUAGUGAGUUCUACAUAUCUUUAUUUACAUUAUUUGUUACUAAAUCACCCUUCGAUUGUAUUGAAGUCAUGAAAUGUCCAGGUACAUCAUUAAAUAAGCAAAAUAAAGCAAAAAGACAGCAUGAGCCACGCCAGAAAAAAGCAUUUUCCUGGAGGCAAAGCCUUGCAGAUGCUGGUGCAUCAUUAGCAGGUGGGGUAAGACGAAGCAAAAGGAUCAAAAUGAGACCAUUGGCAUAUUGGAAAGGCAAAAGAUUUUUAUAUGGAUGCGUACAUAACAGUGAGUAUUUUCUUGUGUAAAUUACUUUAUUGCACUAGUUUGCCAUAUGUGAUGCUUUUGUUGUUUUCUUCUUAAAGAAGAUUGCACGUGACUUUUAUGAAUUCUACAUAUAACAAACAAAUUAGGGGGGGAGAUGACUUGAGAAGCACACUAUCUCUAUUUUCUAAGUUCUUAAAAUUCAGAUUUUUGUAUUAAUAAACUAAGUGAUGGGGAUUGUGUAGGAAUUGGAUAGAUAUUAUAGAUUAAUUAUGAUAGUUAUUUAGAGACUUUUAAUAUUUAGCUUUUAAGUCAUUU
Molecule: messenger RNA, 3259 nt
Organism: Ilex paraguariensis (yerba mate)
Lineage: Eukaryota; Viridiplantae; Streptophyta; Magnoliopsida; Aquifoliales; Aquifoliaceae
Source: the annotation of a GenBank genome assembly